Molecule: messenger RNA, 2715 nt
Organism: Nilaparvata lugens (brown planthopper)
Lineage: Eukaryota; Metazoa; Arthropoda; Insecta; Hemiptera; Delphacidae
Gene: PhKgamma
Product: phosphorylase b kinase gamma catalytic chain, skeletal muscle/heart isoform
Exons: 11
Coding region: 101-1348 (415 amino acids)
Biological process (GO): protein phosphorylation; glycogen biosynthetic process
Cellular component (GO): phosphorylase kinase complex
Molecular function (GO): phosphorylase kinase activity; ATP binding; calmodulin binding
Source: RefSeq, a predicted model, not a curated record
CUUUGACCUUAUUCGAUAUCGAUAUAGAGACUGCGUGCCUAAUCUCUGUUAUGGUUUGAGCAGUUUUGUUAUCAGAAUCAAAACGUUUUGUGAAACUGAUAUGGCAAAAGAUGAAGUGGAAGAUCUUCUACCUGAUAAAGAUGCCGCAAAAGAAUUUUAUGCAAAAUAUGAACCCAAGGAGAUUCUUGGUAGAGGUGUCAGCUCGACCGUCAGAAGAUGUAUAGAAAAGGAAACAGGUGUGGAAUUUGCGGCCAAAAUAAUUGACAUAAGCUCUGACAGCGAUAACAAACUCUCAACCAUGGAAGAAGUGAGAAUUUUGAGGAUAGUUGCUGGACAUUCUUAUAUAAUUCAGUUACAUGAUGUUUUCGAAUCAAGUACAUUCAUAUUUCUUGUUUUUGAGAUUUGUAAGAAUGGUGAGCUUUUUGAUUAUUUGACAUCGGUGGUAGCACUAUCAGAGAAGAAAACAAGGUAUAUUAUGCGACAGUUAUUAGAAGCCUUAGCCCACGUUCAUAACCACAGUAUUGUACACAGAGACUUGAAACCGGAGAAUAUUCUACUGGACGAUGCCAUGAAUAUUAAACUCACUGAUUUUGGUUUUGCUAGAGUCCUACAGCCUGGGGAAAAACUGCAUGAACUUUGCGGAACUCCCGGCUAUCUGGCUCCAGAGGUUCUAAAAGCCAGUAUGUAUGAUAAUACUCCAGGCUAUUCUCGCGAAGUUGAUAUGUGGGCGUGUGGUGUCAUUAUGUAUACUUUGCUUGUUGGUUGCCCUCCCUUCUGGCAUCGCAAACAAAUGGUGAUGUUGAGAAACAUCAUGGAAGGAAAAUACUCAUUCACUUCCCCAGAAUGGGCAGAUAUAUCAGAGGAACCAAAGGACCUGAUAAGGAAAUUACUGGUGGUUGAUCCUGCCCAGAGAUUAACAGUCCAUGACGCUUUGGAGCAUCCGUUCUUUCAGUUGAUGAUGUGGGAUCAAGACAUUGCUCCGCUCAAGAAAAGUCUCAGCUCUUCAUCAAGAAGACUCAGUAGAAUUUCACAAAUAGUAUUGGAGAUCAAAUCAUCAUCAACUUUCGAUGCCAAAAAGAAAUUCAAAUUUGCAAUAAUGUGUGUACUGGCUGUGGUUAGAUUGAAUCGUAUUCAUCUGACACCUUUAACUCAUCAGCCUCUGGUUAUAUCUCGUGGCAAAAUCGAUCCCUACCGAAUACGUACUCUACGAAAGGUAGUGGAUGGCUGUGCAUUCAGAGUCUAUGGACAUUGGGUGAAGAAAGGAGAAGGUCAAAAUCGGGCAGCUCUUUUCGAAAAUACACCAAAAACCGAACUCAAACAUCUGUAUAUGAUGAAUUUGAGUCCUUAACUCAAUUGGGUACGCUUUGGGAUUACUAUUGAUCAAAUCUGAACCGAUUGUUGUAUGUUACGUUCAUAUAAUCAACCAAAGUUGAAAUUAUUCAUUGGUGCCAUUGUGAUAGUAUCUCGCUCAAAUUUCAAGAUACAAACGUUAUGAUUUUUAUGGAAUUAUUGUUGUUUUACAGAUCAUCAAACAUUUUCUUAAAAACACACUUUUUUGAAUCUAUGUUUGUUUAAUCGAUCAAUAUGAUUGAAUCUAUAUUUCAUAUCACUAUUAAGUGUCUCGAAAGAUGAAGCUACAGUUAAAAACGACUCUCAAUCAUUCUUGUUGAACGACAACGACGACUAUAGUUGGCGAUUUGAUUUUUUAGCUGCAAAUUUUCCCUCAAGGAUUAAAAUUGUUUGACAUUUGGUGAUUCUAUAAAAUUUAAUUAAUACAAAUAAAUCUAAUCAAAUUCCUAGACAAUUCUGUUGCAGACUUGUCGAUAACUUUGGUUUUUAUUUUUUAAAUGUAUAGGCCUAGUAUAUCCGUAAAAAUAAUAAUUCUGUGGAUAUUUUAAAAUUUUGACAUUAAUCAGAAUGUUGCUACGAAAGUUAGAUUUUCUUGUUCAUUUUGAUUAACAUUUUUCUCGUUUAUGUAAUCUAUUUAUUCAUAUUUCUUGUUCAUUUUGAUUAACAUUUUUCUCGUUUAUGUAAUCUAUUUAUUCAUAUUUAUCGCUUCUGCAUAUCAUUUAUUCGAAAGACAAGGGAACAAAUAGUGUUUAAGAAAUUAUGGGCAAAUGAAGUGCUAGUAUUAAAUGCCGAUUAAGUUCUGAAAAAGUUUUGAAUUGAUUUCUCAAGUGAAUUUCAAAAACUUAUUAGAAUUAAAAUAUUAUUCUAUUUCCUAUUAUCAUGAUACCGUUUGAUCAAGUGCAUACGAAUUGUAUUCAUUACAAUGCAAAUGUCAUGUUAUCUACUUGACUUGAGUAUAUGAGUUUAUAAACAAUGCAAAAUGUCAAAAUCAUUCUAAUUGAGUACGGUACUGUUUCACAGUUUCUAGUCAUUUCUGAGUAUGACGUUUGUUAAGAAAUAGCUCAUCUCAAAAUUAUUGUGUGCAAUAUUGAUUGACAUUGAAAUAUAAUAUAGAGCAUCUCUUUUGGUAAUUCCAUGACAAGAAAGCUUUAUAAUUAUAACAAUAAUUAUUUAGCUCUGUAAAAUGGAUGCUUCAGUGAAAGGAUUAUCCAACUAAUUCGAAUUUCAUAAUGCUUGAUUUAUGCAAUAUCUGCCAAAAAAUUGUUCAGUCCUGAGAUCAACUCUCUUAAACUAGCCUUCAAACUAUCAUAACAUUAGUGAAAAGUAAUUAAAAUGUAGUAUAUAAAAUCGAAUUUUAUAAUUUAA